AUGGGGAAGAAAAUGUAGAAAGAGAGUGAGUUCUCAUCUAAGGAUCUGUUUGACACUCUGCUGAUCAAGAGUAAGAAGGCAGCCCCUGUGGUCCUUGAAGAGGUUUUGGCUAAAGCUUGCUAAGCCAUCCACAAAUUUGCAAGGAAAGGUGAUGAAAACAGGAGCUCUCUGCUGGGGCUGGGGACAGUGGAGCCUCUGUCUCACCUCAUAUCCCACGAAGACAAGCUGGUCCACCGCAACGCCUUCAUGGCCCUGGGGGUCAUGGCUGCCAACAGUGAUGUAAAAGAAAUUCUGAAGAAACUGGAUGUCAAUGCUUCUGUAAUCGGAAAGCUGUCACCUGAAAAGCAUGUGGUGGUCCAUGAGUUGUGCCUGGCCUCCCUGUUGGGCUUCAACUAUAAGGUCCAGAUCUCGGACCAGGAAGGACUAGAGCCGCUCAUACAGCUGCUAUCAAGCCCUGACCCUGAAGUCAAGAAGAACUCUGAGGAGUCUAUCUACAACCUGGUGCAGGACCUCCCCAGCCGCGUGUCUGUGCAUGAGAUAAAUGGCGUUCUCCUCUCCUGUAGCUGUUGAGAUCUGAUUUCAGCAGCUUGCCUGAGGACCCCGGCAAGCGUAACCAUGGAUAACAACACACAGGUCACCUUCAGGGAGAAGCAGGGCUUUGACAGGCUGCUGGAGUUCCUCUGCAACAAGUUGUUCAGUGAUCUGCAUGUAGCAGCUCUCCAGGUUGUCUCUAUCUGGUUGGAGGACAGAGACCGUCUCCAGCUGAUCCAUGAGACUGGAGAACUCCAGAGGUUACUGCAGUUCAUCACCACUCCCAACCUGCUGGACAUUCAGACACACGUUGUCAAGGCCAUGUCCAGGGUGGCUCAGAGCUUUCAGCAGCUCCAUCACAUAAUUCCCGGUGCGGUGGCUCACGCUGCGGUCAUUCUCACCAACAUGGCCGAACGGGAAUUCCUGCGUGGCAGCAUCAUGUCCCACGGGGUCAUGGCCGCCCUCCUGGAGCCACUGCAGUCUGUGGACAUACACACCCUUGUCAGAGCCAUGCAGGCCCUCGGGCUUGCCUGCGAUGCUGAGGAACAGGCAGAAAUGAGUGUAAAUGCGGAAGGCCUUGUCCCAUUGGUCAAACUGCUUACGGUCCAAUCACAGGAGAUACGCCGCAAUGCAUGCUGGGCUAUCAGCGUGUGCACCAACAAUACCGUGGAAAUGUGCAAGCUGGGGUGAGUGUGGACGGGUUUAACUAUACAUGUGGGGACCAGGAGUACCCACAAGAAUAGUAAACUAACACAAAUUGAACUGCACGUGUGCGUGGAUUCCAACCUGUCUCUCGAAUACAGCCUGACCAACACACUGGCCUCCAAGGACAUCCCUAUGGACAGCUUCUACGACCCCGGACAGUAAGGGAGGACUGCUCAUUCUGGCCAGAGGAUAUUUACUCUAGAGGAUCUGUCGAAACAGCCAGUCAACCAGCGAUGGCCUGUCAUUGCUAUUAACCCCAAACCCUCCGAUGUGUGA
Molecule: messenger RNA, 1512 nt
Organism: Oncorhynchus nerka (sockeye salmon)
Lineage: Eukaryota; Metazoa; Chordata; Actinopteri; Salmoniformes; Salmonidae
Gene: armc3
Product: armadillo repeat containing 3
Molecular function (GO): protein binding
Source: RefSeq, a predicted model, not a curated record